This is a messenger RNA of Polyodon spathula (Mississippi paddlefish), 1242 nucleotides long. RefSeq names its product enhancer of rudimentary homolog. NCBI's taxonomy places the organism in Eukaryota, Metazoa, Chordata, Actinopteri, Acipenseriformes, Polyodontidae. The transcript is spliced from 4 exons. Bases 154 to 468 code for a protein of 104 amino acids. The record is from RefSeq and is a predicted model, not a curated record.
AAAAACCGGGCCUGUGGCAUAGCUCGCUUCCGCUGGUGAAAGGAACUGAACUGGGUCGUGCUGUGGUCUAUUGCAGAAAGGAGACAGAAGCGCCGCUAAAUAUUACUGAAACCGAAAAGGAACCAUCAACACAACAGGCCGCGGAACUCAGAGAUGUCACACACAAUUUUGCUAGUCCAGCCUACCAAGAGGCCAGAAGGCAGGACGUAUGCAGAUUAUGAAUCUGUCAACGAGUGCAUGGAAGGCGUCUGCAAGAUGUACGAAGAGCAUUUGAAGAGGAUGAAUCCCAACAGCCCGUCCAUUACAUACGAUAUCAGCCAGCUGUUUGAUUUCAUUGACGACCUUGCUGAUCUUAGCUGCCUUGUAUACCGGGCAGACACUCAGACAUACCAGCCUUACAACAAGGAUUGGAUUAAAGAGAAGAUCUAUGUGCUGCUGCGUCGCCAAGCCCAGCAGGCAGGCAAAUAGAGAGAACUGGAACGGGGGGGGGGAGUUGCUGUACACCACUGUUUGUAUUAUAGUAGCUCAGCAUUCAUUGAGUUCUUGACUAAUUCAGUGAAAUUUAGAUUUGAGUGGGGGUGGGGUUGUUUUGUUUAAAUAAAAAAAAAAAAAAAAAAAAAUCUUCCAUCAUUCAGUUGCCCCCCGAACGAAAUGUCUUUUCAGAAGUUUUGCGAAGACAUUUUAGUUUCUGAUGGAACAGAGGACAGGCAGUGCUAGUCCUGGAGGGCUGUUCUACUCGUGGUUUAAUAGUUAUUAAACUGCUUGAGAGGCUGAUUGGGUUUUUUUUUUAUUUGGAAGGGCCCAGGCUGCCUACCCCUGUGCUGAGGGGUUUUCAUUGUUGUAAUGGAGCAGAUCCAUCAGGUGGCACUUGCUAGAAGUGUGUUUCUUUACUUGAUCUGCCUAGACUUGUAUGUAUUUUUUUUUCUUUUCUGUAGAUCAUUCUGCUAGGUUUUUAUUCAUGACGAUUCCUGCAUCCUAUAAACAGGUUUCUAAAUUGGGUUUUGGUAUUGAUUUACUUUAAACAUGUAUUGCACAGUCAUAAACAGUACUUGUUUGGAGAAAGGUCUCUUAACAGAUGUUGGUGUUGAAUCUGACAGCAAAUCUUUCUUUCCAAUGCAGAUGUUUUAAGUUCUCCUGAGUGAUUUGCUUCUUUUUGUAGGUCUUGUGCGAGUGCUCUUUACAAUGACACAUUUACUUUUUACUGUAUUUUGACUGAAAUAAAAUCCUUCUGUAUACCUGUUC